Molecule: messenger RNA, 2980 nt
Organism: Dermacentor andersoni
Lineage: Eukaryota; Metazoa; Arthropoda; Arachnida; Ixodida; Ixodidae
Source: RefSeq, a predicted model, not a curated record
UGUGCCGGGCACACCACCUACGGCGGCUGUCGAACGCCAGUUCUCGCCGCCGCCGCUAGGGGCGCUGGGCAAACAGGGUCUGGGCAAAGGCUGCCACUGCCGCCAUUCCGUCUCUAUGUUGCCGCAUUGGUCGUGAGCCACAGUCUUCUUUAUUCUCUGCUUCAGUUGCGUUCAACCGUGCUCCACUUCGCUGUGUGGGAUAGCUUCAGACAAGUACGUGCAUAGCAUGCCUUACGAUGGCCUACUGUUGUGUGCCAUUAUGUAAAUCGGACGAGAAAAAAAAAACAGCUGCCCUUUCCUUUCAUGAAAUACCCGCUGACACGGACGCACGAGCACGAUGGCUUGGCGCAAUACGACGAGACAAGUGGUCGCCGAAUACUACCUCAUGCUACACCAAAGUGUGCAGUCGACAUUUCAAAGAAGAGGACUUCAUAGAAGGCAAGCGACGACGUCUAAAGAAAGGGGCUGUGCCGUCUGUUUUUGAAGAAUACCCGUCCCAUCUCCAGCCGAAAUCAACGCCGGCGCGAAAUACAACAAGCAUCGACAAAAGAGUGAGUGCUACAAUGGCGCGAAACGACUCCGCGAGCGGCACAGCGAUGGAACAGUCGAUGCCAGCAGCAGCGCCUACUUCAUCUGUAGAGAAUAUGUCUGACUGCUGCUCCAUGGACACAUCAACGGCAGCCAACUCGUGCGAUCAAAGCGUCCAGGUAAACAUCAAGUCAACUUCAAGCGUGCUUGUUACUGAGAGAGCGAAGUGGAUAAGGAAAGAAAAGGCCUUGAGGAGCCAGUUGCUUCGACUGCAACAGACGGUCGAUAGGUACAAAGUGGAAUUGAAAACGCUACACGAGGAUGCCCUAGUGGCGGAUGUUUCUUACAUCAAGGAAAGGGCGGAAGAAAAGGAACCUGCAGCUCGAUUCUUGAUUGAUCAAAUCCAGAACUUCAGAAAGAAGAGGCCAAGCUGGUGUGAGGAGACAAUCCGACGUUGUGUAGUAUUAAGGCAUCUGUCGGCAAGGGCAUAUGAACACAUUCGCGGUGAAAUGCUUCUGAAACUUCCUUGCAGGAAGACCUUGAGCAACUAUUUCGGAACCACUAGGGGAGAAACAGGCUUCAGCAAACUUGCCGAAGAUCGUCUUAGAGUAGAAGCUGAGAGCUUGAGUGUACCGCAGUCGAGAGUGUGCUCACUCAUUGUCGAUGAAAUGAAGAUCAAGGAAAAGCUGCAGUACAACAAACAGCAGGACUGCUUUGUGGGGCACGCCGACGUCUCUUUGGAACAGCAGGGUGGUGACCUCACCUUAGCGAACUCUCUUCUCUGCUUCCUAAUCACUGGACUCUCGACAUCGUAUCGCAUUCCAGUGGCCUACUAUUUUACGAAAGGGUUAGCAGGCCCACAGCUUCACAAGUUGUUGAUUUUUGUGCUUGAGAAAGUAGAGGCCUGUGGUUUCAGGGUAGUUCGUUUAGUGAGUGAUAACCACAAAGUGAAUGUCAAUGCCAUGAAACUUCUUGGAGAUGGUCUUCUUACGUACAGGAUAACACAUCCCUGCGACUGUGACAGGCUCCUCUUUCUAAGUUUCGAUCCAUGCCAUGUUUUAAAAAAUGUUCGCUCGCAGUUUUUGGCACAUGACUUUGGUCCGAAAGGAGAGGUCUCGUCCUGCUACAUCAAGAAGCUCUACGAACUACAGAAGGACCUGGUUGUAAAGCCUGUCCGCUACCUCAGCCGCAAACAUGUUUACCCGAAUAAUAUAGAAAAAAUGAAUGUCGCACGGGCAAUUCAGGUUCUGUCGCCUGAUGUUACUGCGGCCCUGGAGCCUCUCAGGAACCAAGCUGGGCACACAUCAAGUUUCUCAUUCGCUGAUGCAGGCCAGACCAUCAUUUUCAUGCACAACAUGUACCGCUGGUUUGUGCUGCAUGACACGAGUAAUACGACCCAGCACAUCCACAAAAAAUGGCCCGACACUCGGCACUUCGACGAUGCCGAAGAUGCUAGACUGGAGUGGCUUGAGGUAGCACUGCCCAUGUACUUGGACAAACUGAAGAAAAGGUGCAGAGAUAAAAAGGAAUUUUUUACGAAAGAAACGUACGAAGCAUUGCUUCUGACCACGUAUUCCACAGUUGCCUGCAUCAAGUACUUGCUCACAGAGGAGAAGUUCCUGUUUGUUCUGACUCGCAAGUUUAACAGUGACCCGAUUGAGUCACUGUUUGGCACAUUGCGAAUGUCCGCCGGUUGCAAUGACACACUGAAUGUUCGUUCUGUUCUGUCAGGCCUGGAGAAAGUUCUGAAAACUGGAAUUGCAGCAUCCAGUGCGACAUCAAAUGUUGCUCACCGUGAACGUGCACAAAUGUCGACAGGUACCCUGCACACUGAAGCUUCUCCUUCGCCAGCACAGCAGCUUCCUCAGCUACAGAGAGCUGCAUGUGUUUUGCAACGGCUCAACACGACAGUCUUGCCGCAGCAGUUACCUUCACUUGAAAUUUCGGCAACUGCUUACGUUGGGGGCUAUAUUGCCCGUGUAAUAAACGAGCACAUGCGUUGUGAAAGUUGCUCUUCAGUCUGCACGAAGCCUGCAAGCAAUCAACCAAUCUUGCAGUUGACACGCAGCCAGGACCGCGGUGGGCUGCUUUACCCGUCAGACCAGUUGCUGUUUGCCGUUGAUGUGCUAAGGACAUUUGCUGAUCGUGCCCUGAAGGACAACCCCACUCUGCAAAAGCCAUUGUCAACACUGGUGAAGUAUGCUGUGCCAGCCCUGUGUGCUUCAAACCUGCUCAAGUGCAAAGACAGUGAUGCCAUUCACAGAGUUAAGCUCAUGGAGCUGAUAUCUGUUCGGUUUUUGCGGCCACUGCUAGUGAACUAUGCAUUCAACGUCAGUGACAAGCAUGAUGCAUUCAAAUACUUUGCAAAAAAGCCCCAGUCCAGGAAAUAUGUGAAGCUGUAAGUGCUUACGGGCUACUGAAAGUACAGGUGCUUACAAAUAAAUGUUCUUUU